Platichthys flesus (European flounder) is the source of this 1821-nucleotide messenger RNA. It is a transcript of the gene cldni, whose product is annotated as claudin i. Lineage: Eukaryota; Metazoa; Chordata; Actinopteri; Pleuronectiformes; Pleuronectidae. Gene Ontology annotation, cellular component: plasma membrane; bicellular tight junction. The coding region runs from base 157 to 792 and encodes 211 amino acids. The transcript has 3 exons. The record is from RefSeq and is a predicted model, not a curated record. Gene Ontology annotation, biological process: cell adhesion; bicellular tight junction assembly. Gene Ontology annotation, molecular function: structural molecule activity.
AUACCCCAUCUUAUUACACACGACCCUUGUACAUCAGAAAACAGCAUCUGCAAAACAACGCACAGGCAGAAAGAGAAACAGAACCACCAAAAAAAAAAACUUCAUCCGAAUUUUUUCAAGUUUUCACAUCAGGUUCGGAGGACGCAGGAUAAAAGGAUGGGAUCUGUCGGAGUUCAUAUUGUGUGUGUGGCCCUCGGGCUCCUCGGCCUGAUCGGGAUCAUCGUGUGCUGCGCUCUCCCUCAGUGGAAGAUCACCUCUUUCACAGGAUCCAACAUUGUGACGGCACAGAGUUCUCAGCAGGGCCUGUGGAUGACCUGUGUGGUGCAGAGCACGGGCCAGCAGCAGUGCAAGAACUUUGAAUCCAUGCUGGUGUUGCCCUCUGACCUGCAAGCCGCCCGUGCCCUGACCAUCAUCGCAUGCAUGGUCAGCUUCCUCAGCCUCCUCAUCCUGUUCUGUGGCGCCGACUUCACCACCUGCGUCGAGAACGAAGAGGUUAAGCCCAAGAUGAGCAUGGUGGCCGGGGUGGGUCUGAUGCUGGCCGGUCUCCUGGUGAUCAUCCCCGUCAGCUGGUCCGCACACGUCACUGUGCGAGAAUUCUACAAUCCCAUGUCGACCGGCUCUCCAAAUAUGGAGCUGGGGGCGUGCAUCUUUGUGGGUUGGGGGGCCGGCGUUCUGCUCCUCCUGGCUGGAGGUCUCCUGUGCUGCUUCAGCAGGCCCAAAUCAGGUGGUUCAGGGGGAACGGCCAAGUACUACAGCAACAGUGCCACAGCCCCUAACAAAAACUAUGUGUAGGGCCUAAUGAAAGGGACUGGAGUCUGAGAGAAAGGAUGGGAGGGGGAUUUAGGUGGAGACAAACUGGGAAGGAGCAAAGUAGACGACACCAGGGGAGAAAAAACAGAGUAAAUUUGUAAAUAUACUGAAUUCUGAUAAUAACUGGCUCCAGUUUAUUGUCUUUAUAUUAAAAUGUGUAAUUUUAGUUUUAAUGUCCAGUGUGUAAGAUUUAGGUGAAAGGGUUUCUAUUGGUAGACAUUUCAUAUAAAAUAAUACUUGAUAUUUUCACUGGUGUGUUUCAUUUAAAUCGAAAAAAUUAUUGUUUUCUUUAUACUUGAAUGGGCCCCUUAUUUUUAAUAAUUUAUAUUAACAUCAGUAGAGGGUCCUCUCUAUGGAGGCUGCCAUGUUUUGUGCAGUAGUUCAGACUGGACAAACUAAACACCUUUUGAGUUGUUAUGAGUUGUUAUGAUAACUGUAGGCUUCAACAGGUUCUCUUUCAUGUAGCGGCAAAAUGCAACCUCACCACUAGAUGUCACAAAAUCCUACACACUGAACCUUUAAAGCUGUUUUAUUGUUAGGUGCUGGGUUACGCUUAAACUUUUUAACUGGAAGACAAAUACUUUACAGGCCAUAGAUUAUAAAUGAAACACUAUACUUUGUGAUCAUAGAAUUAAAAAUGUGUUUGGCUUACUGCUUUGAAAUAUACAAUAUUCUCCUUUUCUUAAUUCCCAAUUGUCUCGAAAUGAACCCAACAAGUGGAAAUUAAACCUUCAAGAGAUGAUGAAAAUGUGUUUGUGAGAAUAAAACAUGAUCUUGUUUCUCAACCUUUCCCCUCCUGUGAUUGUCCUUAAUAAUGUUUUAAUGAGCUGUUAAAAUAGUUUUUAACCAAAAGCACCUAAGGAGGUUUCAGGGAGCACCUGCGUGCACUUCUUUGACGACACACAUUCUCAAACUGUCUUGUGAUAUUUCAUAACUUUUUUUGAAACAAUUGUUAUUGCGCCCUUUGUUUUGUAAGAAUGUAAGUGUGAUUAAAAGUCUGCCUCAUUCAAA